UUCAUAAAUAUGCAUAGUAAAAUGAUACUCCUCCAUUUCUCUCAUUUCACAAGAUGAUUUUCUGUCUCAACAAUGCACCUUUCUUCCUCCUCCUCCUUCUUCUUCCUUCAGUAUAUGCAACAUCAUUACUCAGACAUGGAAAUGAAACAGAUCAGCUUGCUCUUCUUGAUUUCAAGAACAAAAUCAUUUCAGACCCUCUUAAGAUCAUGGAUUCCUGGAAUCAAUCCAUUCAUUUCUGCAACUGGUUUGGUGUAACUUGCAGCCCAUCCAACGGUAGAAUCAUUACCCUCAAAUUAUCUACUCAAAAUCUAGUCGGCACCAUCACACCUUCCAUAGGCAACCUUUCCUUUCUAUCUGGCCUCGAUCUCAGGAACAACAGCUUCAAUGGCGAAAUCCCACAAGAAAUCGGUCGCCUAACAAGGUUACAGUCUCUUAACUUGACAAAUAACAAUCUUGGCGGGAAAAUUCCAACCAACUUAACUAACUGCAGAGAACUCAAGAUCCUUGCUUUAGAAAUGAAUGAACUUGUCGGUGAGAUCCCAUUUGAGUUAAGCUUACUCUCAACAAAGCUUCUGGUUAUGGGUCUUGGACGUAAUUACUUAACAGGGAGAAUCCCAUCUUGGAUUGGGAAUUUUUCAUCUCUUAUUCGAAUCUCACUUGCCCUGAAUAAUUUCCAUGGAAGCAUACCACAAGAGCUUGGAAAACUCUCAAAGUUAGAGUUUUUUCAAUUAUAUGGAAAUCAAUUGACAGGCAUGAUCCCUUCAUCAAUAUACAAUAUUUCCACCAUAUAUUACUUCUCUGUCACUCAGAAUCAUCUCCAUGGAAAUCUUCCUCAUGAUGUCAGCUUCAAGUUUCCAAAUCUUAAGGUUUUUGCUGGGGGUGUCAACAGCUUCACAGGGAAGAUCCCAUCUUCAUUGCAGAAUUCAUCAGCCCUUCAGGUACUUGAUUUUGCUGAAAAUCUUAUUACUGGAAACAUACCAAUUGGCUUAGGAAGAUUGCAGAAUUUGUAUAGGUUAAACUUCGAUGACAACAAGCUUGGAACCGAUCUAGAGUUUUUGGCUUCCUUAGUCAACUGUUCAUCCUUGGAAGUUCUUGGUUUGGGUGGUAACAUGUUUGGAGGAUCUUUGCCUAGUUUCAUAACCAAUCAAUCAAACAAACUACAAAGACUUACACUUGGUUCAAAUCUAUUAAGUGGGAAUAUACCUGAUGGAAUUGGAAACCUAUUUAACUUAAACCUCCUUGGCUUGGAAGGUAACCAAUUUAAUGGAACAAUCCCAUAUGAUUUGGGAAAACUUCGAAACUUAGCGGGUUUGCAUUUAAACUACAAUAGAUUUUCGAUGUCAAUUCCAUCUUCACUUGGGAACCUAACAAAACUAACCAGAUUGUUUAUGGAGGAGAAUUUGCUAGAAGGAAACAUACCUUUAAGCCUGGGAAAGUGUAUUGAUUUGCAGGUAUUGAACUUAAGUAGUAAUUAUCUUGGUGGAAGCAUACCCAAAGAAAUAGUGGGUUUAUCUUCACUUUCGAUAUCUUUAUCGUUAGCCAAUAAUUUGUUGACCGGGUCUCUACCAUUUGAAGUGGGUAAGUUGAUAAAUCUUAAGGAGCUUCAUAUUUCAGGUAAUAAGAUAUCAGGGGAAAUUCCUAUCAGCCUUGGUAGUAGUAUUAGCUUGGAGAGGAUACUAAUGAAUAAUAAUCUAUUUGAAGGAAAGAUUCCUCAAUCUAUACAAAAUUUGAGAGGAUUAAUUCAGUUAGAUCUUUCUCACAAUAGCCUGUCAGGGGAGAUCCCACGGUUUCUCGAAGAAAUAAGAGCACUCGAGAGUCUUGAUCUCUCGUAUAAUGAUCUGAAUGGUGAAGUUCCAACUCGAGGACUAUUUUUGAACUCCAGCCGAAUUACUCUAGUUGGAAAUGAUAAUCUAUGUGGGGGAAUCUCAAGCUUACUUUUGCCUGCUUGUCCUGUUAAGAAGGAUAAUUCUUCAAGAAACUUUUUCAGUCGUAGGACUAUCGUUAUUGUAGUUGUCGUCGUAGUUUUGUCUGCUGCGUUGUUUUCUGGGAUUAUAUUUUGCAUAUUGAAGAGAACUAAGAAAACAACCUUAAAUUCCUCCUCUGAGGAGAAUGUGGGUAUUUCUUACCAAGAACUUUUAAGAUCAACAAAUGGCUUUUCUACCGAUAACUUAAUAGGUUCGGGUAGUUUUGGUCCUGUUUACAAAGGAUCCUUACCAAAUGAUGGAACUGUUGUAGCUGUUAAAGUAAUAAACUUACAACAAAAUGGAGCUACCAAGACCUUCAUAGAUGAAUGUGAAGCUUUGAAAAGCAUUAAGCAUCGCAAUUUACUGAAGCUGUUAACUGUUUGUUCUAGUGUGGAUCAUCAAGGUAAUGAAUUUAAGGCUCUAGUCUACGAUUAUAUGUUUAAUGGGAACUUAGAUGAAUGGCUGCAUUCAAAAGAUCAGAAUAAGAGAUUAAACAUGAAGCAGAGAUUAGAAAUAUCGAUGGAUGUAGCUCAUGCACUUGAAUAUCUGCAUUUUUAUUGCGAAACACCUAUUGUUCAUCGUGAUUUAAAACCUAGCAAUGUAUUGUUAGACCAAGACAUGACUGCUCAUGUUGGUGACUUUGGUUUGGCUAGCUUUGUCUUGGAAGAAUCUAAAAACCUUAGUGUUUCAGAGGGCCUAAAGGGUUCAAUUGGAUACAUUGCUCCAGAAUGUGGGCUGAGAGUAAAUGUUUCAACCUUUGAAGAUGUUUACAGUUAUGGGAUACUCUUGCUGGAAAUGUUUACUGGAAAGAGACCAACCGACGAAUUGUUCAAGGAUGGACUCGACAUCCAUAGUUUUGUGGCCAUGGCAUUGCCCGAGAAAGUGAUGAAUGUAAUUGAUCCAUCUUUGCUAUUAGAGGAGAAGAUUGACAUGGACAAUGCUCGUGUGAUGGAAGAAAGAUUGGUCGCGGUAAUAAAUAUUGGACUUUCGUGUUCGAAUUCAUUACCGAGGGGAAGGAUGGAUAUGAAAAUUGUCACAAACAAACUCCAUGACAUCAUUGAUUCAUUUAACAAGUUUCAUAAUACAACAAAAGUCUCAUAAUUCAACAUUUAGGUUAUGUUGAAAUAGGAUGUCAAUCAUAAACUGUAAUAAAUUAUUUACUCAAGUUUAUAGAAACUAUAUGUCUGACUUCAAU
Molecule: messenger RNA, 3159 nt
Organism: Impatiens glandulifera
Lineage: Eukaryota; Viridiplantae; Streptophyta; Magnoliopsida; Ericales; Balsaminaceae
Product: putative receptor-like protein kinase At3g47110
Exons: 2
Coding region: 54-3065 (1003 amino acids)
Biological process (GO): hormone-mediated signaling pathway; protein phosphorylation
Cellular component (GO): plasma membrane
Molecular function (GO): protein binding; ATP binding; protein kinase activity
Source: RefSeq, a predicted model, not a curated record